GAAACAUACAGUUCCAACCCGGGCUGCCGAACCACUCCUUUGACUUCUUAAAAAUACCCCAAGAAACGCCCUAUCUGAGACUCCAUACGGUCCUAGAGGGCGGCUCAGUCAAACCACUCGAAUCCCUAAUGGGACCAGAACGACCCACGACACUGCAGAUCUUCAAAUAUGCGCAACUGACACACUACAUACGAUCCACACGAACACUUCUAGCUGGCUCCCGGACGUUCACAACGUAUGAAUUAUAUUGUACCUCCCAAUCCCUCAAAA
This is a messenger RNA of Pelobates cultripes (western spadefoot toad), 270 nucleotides long. The record is from the annotation of a GenBank genome assembly. NCBI's taxonomy places the organism in Eukaryota, Metazoa, Chordata, Amphibia, Anura, Pelobatidae.